Messenger RNA from Drosophila elegans, 1342 nucleotides. RefSeq lists its product as uncharacterized. The coding region runs from base 49 to 1326 and encodes 425 amino acids. Lineage: Eukaryota; Metazoa; Arthropoda; Insecta; Diptera; Drosophilidae. The record is from RefSeq and is a predicted model, not a curated record. The transcript is spliced from 2 exons. Gene Ontology annotation, molecular function: RNA binding.
GUGAAGUUUAAAAUAUAAAAGCCUUAUGUUGGUAAUCAACUUGUAAGCAUGGAGAACUCGAAUUGGAGCUCCCUGGCUUCGCUGGAAUCUCUGGUGGUGUCAAAUGUGUCUGAAGAUUUACCUGGUUAUCCGGGAAUAGAUAAUAUAUCGAAGGCCGAAGGUCCAAAGUCAAAGAAACCCAGGAAAGCUGAUUAUAUGAAGGACUUUUCCAUGCCCAAAGAAAUGGCCAGUGCCUAUAAAAUGGAGACAGCUCGCUCUCAGUCGCUGCAGGCGGAGGCCUUACCGUACCAGCCCGCUACAGUGGUCAUCCAGCCUCCCAAACAAUUGCCUCCGGAGGCAGAGAACGAUCGGCGGAUGUAUGUGCCCGAUUUGAAUCAAGCCAUUACCCAUCGCGAUGUAUUCAACUACUUCUGCAACUUUGGGGAUCUGGAGCGAGUGUGCGUAAGGAAUGGUACGGAUAACUUGAACUAUGCCAUGGUCCUCUUUAAACGCACUGCCGGCAUGGAACAGGCCAUCAAAUCCAAUUCGCACGUGAUUAAGGGACACCAUUUGAGCUGCCGCAAGGCCACUGAAAGAUAUAAAAAUAAGUCAGGCAAACAGACCUUUGAGUUAUAUGAUAAUAAACGGGAAAUCUCUAAGAAACCGGAACCAAAGUCGCCGAUUAAGCCAACUGAACCUCCUGUUCGACAGCGAAAGAUAGAGGAUCCCAAAAGAAGUAUCCAACAGGAGCUGAAUAAGACUUCCAAGCCACUGCGCAGGUCGAAACGAAUUCAGAAACAAGUAGAGUCGAAGGCAAAGAAUCGAGUGACUCCCAGCAAAUCGGAUAGGAACUUUGUAUAUGCAGUGACCACAAAAGAUGGGAUCUCCCGCUGGAGUUUCAAGUUGUCCAGGUUGAAUCUGAGUGUGGACGAGCAGAGGGUAAUGGGAAAGGGUCUUCCACAGACGGCAAAGACUCUCCUUGCUGCACGAACUGUGUCGUCAAAAUCCCCCAAGUCGAAUGCUCCGAAGAGUCCAGGAACCAUUUGUGAUCCUCCAGAACCUACUCGUGAUCCACCAGGACCUCCUUCUCCUCUCACACCCUUGCCCUUCCUACUGACUCGUACUCCCCUGGUUCCCCUGCCCAAAAAAAUCAUUUCAGAAACCGUGAAACCCGAUCUAAGGUCCGUUAUUUUGUCCACUUUGGGUCAAAAUUACGUUCAUCACUGCUAUACAAAUGUGGAGGCUUAUCGGAGGAGCAAGUGCUAUAUCGAUAUCCUACCCGAUGAGAGGAUUAAGCGUCCUUCAAUCAAGAAGUAUGUGGAUCAAAUGUAUGGAGUAACAGAAUAGGAAUGGUCAUCCUACU